Molecule: messenger RNA, 2316 nt
Organism: Hevea brasiliensis (rubber tree)
Lineage: Eukaryota; Viridiplantae; Streptophyta; Magnoliopsida; Malpighiales; Euphorbiaceae
Product: NAC domain-containing protein 54
Exons: 7
Coding region: 192-2168 (658 amino acids)
Biological process (GO): regulation of DNA-templated transcription
Molecular function (GO): DNA binding
Source: RefSeq, a predicted model, not a curated record
CUCAGCUCUCUCUCGCUCUCUCCCUCUCCUUUCUCUUGGCUUUGGACCUUCUUCUGCCCCAGUUGGUUUUUGAAGGCUCGUCUCGUUGUUUUUUUUCUUUGAAAAGAGACAGGUCCUUCAUUUUUUUGUCCCUUUUGGAUUUUCUUUAUCAAGAAAGAUACAGAAGAAGUUCCAAAGAAAGAGAGAAAGAGAUGGCUCCUGUUUCAUUGCCUCCUGGUUUUCGUUUCCACCCUACUGAUGAGGAACUCGUUGCUUACUAUCUCAAAAGAAAGAUCAAUGGACAUAAGAUUGAGUUGGAGAUCAUCCCAGAAGUUGAUCUUUACAAGUGUGAGCCAUGGGAUUUACCAGGGAAAUCAUUACUACCCAGCAAAGAUCUUGAGUGGUACUUCUUUAGCCCUCGAGAUCGAAAGUACCCAAAUGGAUCAAGAACUAAUCGCGCAACAAAAGCUGGGUAUUGGAAGGCCACAGGGAAGGAUAGAAAAGUGAACUCCCACACGCGUCCCGUGGGCAUGAAGAAAACCCUAGUUUACUAUAGAGGUAGAGCCCCCCAUGGUUGUAGAACAGAUUGGGUAAUGCAUGAAUAUCGCCUCGAUGAAAGAGAAUGCGAAAUUGCUUCUGGCCUGCAGGAUGCAUAUGCACUUUGUCGUGUGUUUAAGAAGAGUGCAAAUAUCCCCAAGAUUUCAGAACAUUUUGCCUCAACAUCAAAUCAAAUGGCUAGUGAACUUUCUUCUAGUAUGGAACUAUAUUCUGAAGGAAGAUGUGAAGAUUUUGAGAGUUCAAAUUACCCUAUGCCAAUAGAGACAUGCUCACCCAGCAUUGCCAAUAAUGGAUUCCCUCUUCAUCUUGGUGAAACAAGAGAUGGGACAUGGAAGCAAUAUUUGUCAGAAGAUGAUUUUAGCUUCUCAUCUCCAUCAUUUUCAGGUUAUGGAAAUGUUCCUUACUCACCAUCUAAGGUUGACAUAUCAUUAGAUUCUGCAAGGUUGCAGCAUAGGUUUUCAAUGCCUCCACUGGAGGUAGAGGACUUUCCUCAAGUAGGACUCACUGACUUGAAAGUGAUGCACUCAACUCCGAUGCAUGAUCAAGACACAAGUCAAACAGGUAUUCUGCAGGAAAUCCUUUCGGUUGCUCAUGCAUCUCAGGAACUGAUAAAUCAAUCUAAUAAUCUUCAAGAUACGUGGGGUGGAAAUUAUUCUGCUGACAAUAAUGAUUUCACUUUCAUAGCUGGGAAAGAUGCCCAUGGUCAUCUCUAUAGCGACAUGUACUCUAUGAAAUGUAUGAACAAAUCAUGGGGAGAUCCUAAUUUAAGGUCCAUAGAAAUUGAAAAUUUGGAUGAAGAUUUCAAGACAGAGGGGGUGACAGAAAACUUGAGAUGGGUAGGAAUGUCAAAUGAAGAGCCAGAGAAGAGUUUCAUGGAGGAACACAAGGUUGUCCCGAUAGAAAAUAUUUCUACUUUUCAGAUAAGGGAAGGUAACACCAUCAUAUCAGGAAAUGAGCAUCGAGGAGACUGCUUAGGAUUCAAUGGGACAGAUGAUUAUUCACUUGGAUUCAUCAAUGAUGAUCCUAAUGGUUACUUCAUUGAUGAUGGAAAUGUGGAUGAUUUAGCAAGUUCGCCAAGCUUCGAGGUUGUUGAGGAGAUAAAAGUUAAUCAUGGAAUGUUUGUUUCAACUCGCCAGGCAGCUGAGACAUUUUUUCACCGAUUAGUGCCUUCCCAGACUGUUAAGAUCCACCUGAACCCCGAAAUGACUGAUAGCUUCUCAAUAAGGAAAGUAGACAUGCACAGUGCACUAGAUGAGACGACAAGGUCCAAUAACACAUUUUCCAGGGAAAAUAAUUUCCUGGAAAUCAGCCAGUCAAUACAUCCUUGGAAGAAAUUUGCAACAACUGUUGUUUGCAUGGUUCUGGUUCUCCUGAUGCACUGUUUUUACCUGGGAGAAAAUGUGGGAAAUGAGAAUAAACUGAUGCACGGCUUCGCGGAAAGUGCCAAUGCCAAGCCCAAGAAAAAGGAAGAAAGAAACAAGUGGAAUGAGAAGAAGACGGAAAAGGAUUUUCUGGUUAGCAUUAGAGGUGGGAAUCAGUUUAGUGUUUUCCUGAAGAAAUUAGGUCUUUUUCUAUCAAUUUCUUUGGCUCUUUGUACCAUGUGGGUGAACCAUGUCAUACUCACCUCUUGAAUUCCGAUUUAUUUGUCUUUUAUGUAUAACAACAUAUAGUUGUUAAGGGGUAGAAAUUUCUUCCUUUAAAUAUUACAUUUGUAUUCAUACAUAUAUACUGAUACUUGUAAUUCAAUAAUUGUAACUGAAUUAGACCACAUUAACUACA